Molecule: messenger RNA, 1500 nt
Organism: Physcomitrium patens
Lineage: Eukaryota; Viridiplantae; Streptophyta; Bryopsida; Funariales; Funariaceae
Source: RefSeq, a predicted model, not a curated record
GGGGGGGGGGGGAGAUGAUGACGAGGAGAUUUUGGAGCCCAGGAUCCUAUGUUUUAAUUUUCCUGGUGCUGGUCUUGGGUUCAAGCAGUUUCAUGGCACAUGCGGAAAAUAGCAGGGUUUUAGAGGAAAGGCAGCGGGAAUUGAGGGAAGAGAAGAACAUAGUGCAUUGUUCUAGAUCACGGAGUAGGACUGUCCGAGAAAUUGUUCAUGAGUACCUAACGCCAUUUGUGGAGGCCGAAAAGUAUACUUUGCCUGAAAGCUGUCGUCUCCACCCUGCCAACGACAUCUACCGUGAGCAAGAGGAGAACAUGGAUGAAUUGCGACCUAUGCAAUGGCAGUGUCGGUAUUGCAAGAAAAUAUUUCGAAAUCAAGGGUUCUUGGACACUCAUUUUGAUAAUCGCCAUUCUAAUUUGCUCGACAAGAGCUUAAACAUGUGUUUAGCGGAUGCUUGUGGAGCAUUGCAUUGUGAUUACUAUAACAGUUUAUCAACAUCGAAGUCACAGAAGCAAUCAACAUGCAAACCAGCUGUUGUGGAGAGGAACCGUCAUUCGUGCGAGGUGUUGGCUAACACUUGCUUUCCUGCUGAUCAUAGCCCCGCUGCUCAAAGAUUGAACGAUUUCUUCAAGCGACAGUUUUGUGAUGCCCAUACCUGCAAGAAGAAGCUGAAGAUCUUUCCAAGGGGAAAUGGGAUAAACAGGAACAAAUCUUUGAUCUACGCAUUUACAUUGUUUACCAUUGUGGCGUUGGCGAUCUUUUACUUGAUAGUAUAUUUGGUUAGACGGGAUACUAAUAUGUUAAAGAAGGGUAUGCGGCGGGCAUCACUUAGACCAACCUCUAAAGUCCAGAAGGACUGAUCAGGAAUUUUGACUAGAUGACUAAAUAUGUUCAACAUUCACAAGAGUACGCGAUGGCUAAUCCUUCUUAGUUACUACUUCUGGUAGAUCGACCCCAGAUGUGACCGCAUCCUGUUGUAGACUUGGCUUGGGAUGCAUCGAUUUGUAAAUUAUCAGAACCCCGGAUGUUCAACCUUAUCCGCUUAUCCAACGGUAUAGCUUUCAGGCAAAUUACUCUUGUGCACUUCCACUGUCUAUAUCUCAUAGGACGCAGUUGCAGAUCGGUCCCUCAUUCGACUUUGGUGGCUGCCAGAGGGACGUAACCGUGCUUCAAGUUGGUUCUAGAUGAUGAUAGCAUGUACCGAUGCGAAUUGGGUGUCGCGUGUUGCUGGGUACAUUUUGCAUAGUGAACACUCAGGUAGGCUCUUCUUAAUUUGUGAUGAUGUCUGAAAACGUGUUCAGAUAUUUGUUACACAUAUGACGUCUUAGUGAUAUAUUGCACAGCAGUGAAUCAUUGAGCAUUCUGAUGCUGAGCUUAAUCGCUUGCUUCUCAUGGCUCUACGGUAACGGUGAGCAAUUACCCAGGUCUUUUGAACUUGUAAAAUGUGGAUUGGAUCCCUACAUCAAGGCUCAUUGUCAAAAAAAAUUCAGAAGCCAUUUGACCACA